This is a messenger RNA of Coccidioides immitis RS, 288 nucleotides long. RefSeq lists its product as uncharacterized. Lineage: Eukaryota; Fungi; Ascomycota; Eurotiomycetes; Onygenales; Onygenaceae. The record is from RefSeq and is a predicted model, not a curated record. The transcript is spliced from 2 exons. Bases 1 to 288 code for a protein of 95 amino acids.
AUGACGGCAGAAAGGAAUGAAACGCAUGCAGAGAAUGAGGUACUCCACACGGAGCACGUUCACGAAUUCGAUGAGUCCUCUAUGUAUGGAACCACAAUUGGUGCAUAUGAUUCGAUCAACGAGCCUCAGUAUCGUGCCAGGAUGAAGAAUGUGAUGAUCCUCUUUGCUCGUCGGGAUUGCUUUGGGACUUGGCGCUUUGCCUUAGUAGAAGGUUGGGCCCAUGAUGAUCCCCGGCGCUUAUUUUCAGCCGCAGGGUUGGCCGGAAAAUUACUUGGCAGCGCUAAUUAA